AUGGGAGAAAGACCAUUAUCGUCGGCUCCAAUGCUCAACUUUACUGAAGAAGAUGUCCUCGGGACAAUGCCGGAGCCACUCUGUACCCAUGGGAUUAACAGACUAGAUCAAAAGAUAUUGUUUUCCGUUGUAAAUGUUCCACUGUCACUAAGUGCAGUUUUGGGAAAUGCUCUGGUUAUGAUUGCUCUUUAUGAAGUGACCACCCUUCGUCCUCCAUAUAAACUACUGCUGAGCUGUCUGGCGAGUACGGACCUGUGUGUGGGUCUCACGACUCAACCAUUAUUCACUGUCCUGCUGUGGACCCAGGAACACUCAACUCCGUGUUUUAUGCUAAAGCUCAUCGCUCACAUCAUGGCAACAAUCUUUGGAGGGGUGUCGCUGGCCACACUCAGUGCGAUCAGCAUAGACCGACUCGUAGCUCUUCUGUUGGGUGUGCGAUACAGGCAAGUUGUAACUUUGAGAAAAGUGCAGAUCUGUGUUACCUCAUUUUGGUUCUUGGGUGUUGCAAUUGCUAUUUUGUACUUUUACCAUUUCCUUCUCCCUCUGGUCAUCACUGCUAUAUUAAUGCUGCUUUUCAUAGUAUCAUCAACGUUCUGUUACUCAAAAAUUUAUUGCACUCUAAGCAAAGUGAAAAAUGAUAUCUACCCGGGAGAACCGAGGAGAAUUUCAGUCCAUUGCCCACAGUUUACGGGGCGAUACAGAAAAACAGUAUCAAGCACAUUAUGUAUCCAAGUUUCAUUGGUAUUGUGUUAUCUUCCAUACGGAACGCUCGUUAUCGUUUUUGCAAUCACUGGAAUACAGUCGCCAUCUUUGAACUUUGCAUGGGCCGUCGCAGUAACUUUGGUUUUCUUUAACUCAACUUUAAAUCCAUUUCUUUAUUGUUGGAAAAACAGAGAAGUGAAACAAGCAGUGAAGGAAAAGAUAAGCCAUAUGUGCUUCUUCACACGCUAAGUGUCGGGCAAAACCAUCGAAAGCAAAUAUUUUCAGCCUAUAUUUCAGGCCCCAUUCAAACCAGCUUAAAGCUGAACUGGGCCAUAAACACCGCUAGUAAAUAAAUGAAUAGAGAAAGAAGUAUAUUCCUUGCAUGAUAAAAGUUUCCAAACGUUCAAGGCUUUUUUUUUCUUUCCUUUACUUUGGCAAAGUGUAGGCCUUCUGUCUGCAAAGAAUCUUACUGAUGCAACUUUGAAUUUCAUCCACCGCAACCCCUUCCUCCCGAAAAAAAAUUCACUAAUUUAAAAUUGCAGAAAAGUAUAUCUCUUAGCGCUGCUCUUGUCUUAGAACGUCAAAUGGACACCAACAUAGGUGUCGUCCAUUAGGAGCAUUUUUAUAUUGGUAUUCAUGCAGCAAACAACAACAUUAAAGAUUCGCUUUGAAAUAAACCGCAUCCACUUCAAUCAUAGCUGUGACCUGAAUUUUCUGAAAAUAGAUCAUUAUGACAAUAAAGCUGAACUACUUA
Molecule: messenger RNA, 1456 nt
Organism: Pocillopora damicornis (cauliflower coral)
Lineage: Eukaryota; Metazoa; Cnidaria; Anthozoa; Scleractinia; Pocilloporidae
Product: trace amine-associated receptor 9-like
Biological process (GO): G protein-coupled receptor signaling pathway
Cellular component (GO): membrane
Molecular function (GO): G protein-coupled receptor activity
Source: RefSeq, a predicted model, not a curated record